AUGCCAAGUGGCAAGGUCGCAAAGGAUCUAGCCGCCGAUGGCAAACACAAAGCAAGGAUACCUUCUUCAUGCUCUACUUAUUUGUGCAGUGACCUCAAUUAUUCUAUCGGCUGUCACUUUCUUCGUUAUGCUUUGUUGCCAGAUCAUUUCGCAAAACUAAAGGAAGGCCUGAUGAACAAGCCCAAUAAUAACUACGGUAACAACGACGGAAGCGUUUGUAUUGACUGGGAGCAGUCCAUCUGCACACCAUACCACCAACGCCAUAAGGGGCCCCAAGAGGGCAGCGAACUUCUAGCUGGUUCAGAGUCUUCCAACGGACUCAGUGACGGCCAACUCCAGCCUCGACUAUCCAAGGCAUCGGUCCACAUUGAUCGAGAAGAGGCUCCGGCCGACGAAAGGCUUGACGCAAGAUAUCAACAGGACAUAUGGGUAUGUCCCAAGCCUCCAAGUGAUUCUUCCUUUUCAAUCGAUCUUCUCUGGUGGGCAGCAGCGGCUGGAACAUACGGCGAUGGGGAAGAAUUCCCAAUAUUCAUUCUCCGACAUCGCAACGCUUCCGAGUGUCCUCCAGAGGAAUCCUGUGAAACUAAUCACUGGGAGCUUAUCAUGGAUGACCUUCCCACUAUGGAAGAGGGAUGCAUCGAGUUGCAGCUAGUAUGCAUGUAUACUAGGUAUGUUGAGAGGCAAAUGAGUAGCUUGAAUAACGGCGACUUUUAUGACGAUCAGAAGUCAAUCACUAUCCCGCCAUGCCAACUCUUCAACGAUUUCUUGCCUGAUUUCAGUAGCGUAACAGAAGCAGGGUAUCAAGUGGUGGUCUUUCGACUUAUUGAAAGCUGGGAGGACGAAAGACUAACUCAUUGCACUGAUCAGGGUGCUUGGAUGGACAAACAUGGCCGCCUACUUUCGGAUAUGCAUUGA
Fusarium oxysporum Fo47 is the source of this 915-nucleotide messenger RNA. RefSeq lists its product as uncharacterized. Bases 1 to 915 code for a protein of 304 amino acids. The transcript has 3 exons. NCBI's taxonomy places the organism in Eukaryota, Fungi, Ascomycota, Sordariomycetes, Hypocreales, Nectriaceae. The record is from RefSeq and is a predicted model, not a curated record.